Messenger RNA from Camelina sativa (false flax), 615 nucleotides. Its product is annotated as RNA polymerase II transcriptional coactivator KIWI. Lineage: Eukaryota; Viridiplantae; Streptophyta; Magnoliopsida; Brassicales; Brassicaceae. Gene Ontology annotation, biological process: positive regulation of transcription initiation by RNA polymerase II. The record is from RefSeq and is a predicted model, not a curated record. Gene Ontology annotation, molecular function: DNA binding; transcription coactivator activity.
AUACGGCGCUUCAUUUGUCCUUCAGAAUUUCUAAUCAAAUCCCUCUCUCAAAUCGAUUUCGCAGUAGAAGAGUGCUUUUGCUUUCUCUGAGAAACCCGUUGCAGCGUCACGACCAGUUGGAGAAAAUGUCUUCGAGAGGAAAAAGGAAAGACGAUGAUGUCAGAGCAUCAGAUGACGAAUCUGAAGCCCACGCGUCGGCUAAGAAAGUCGCAAAGCCAGCAGACUCCUCCGACGAGUCUGACGACAUCGUCGUCUGCAACAUAUCUAAGAACAGGAGAGUCUCUGUGAGGAAUUGGAACGGGAAGAUUUGGAUUGACAUUCGUGAGUUCUAUGUCAAGGACGGUAAAACUUUACCUGGGAAGAAAGGUAUCUCUCUAAGCGUGGAUCAGUGGAACACUCUUCGGAACCACGCAGAGGAUAUCGAGAAGGCUCUCUCUGACCUUUCUUAGGUUUUAAAAACUUGUAUAAUUUGGUUGUACGUCUAUUAGAAGAUGGCUCAGGUGUUUUGGUUGUUCUGUGCUUCGAAUUAGUUGGUGUAUUGACUAUUAUAACUUUUGGUUAAGACAAGCUUUGGUUAAGAUUGAUUGCUCUUUUAUUUGCUGUUUACAACUUAAA